Messenger RNA from Lotus japonicus, 1557 nucleotides. RefSeq lists its product as uncharacterized. The record is from RefSeq and is a predicted model, not a curated record. The transcript has 3 exons. Lineage: Eukaryota; Viridiplantae; Streptophyta; Magnoliopsida; Fabales; Fabaceae. The coding region runs from base 478 to 1227 and encodes 249 amino acids.
CACCCAUAUCAGCAGGCUGCUUCUACCGUAACUGACACACGGUACCUCAGUUUUAGUUGACCUGGAAUUGUAGGUUGUGACCGGUCAUAAAAACAAACACAUUUCAGUUCAAUCCCUUGUCUGAAAGUGAGUAUUUGAAGUUUGGCCCUUGUCUUAAAGUCACCCCUUUAUUAUUGCAAUCUGUCAACAGUGGCGCAAUAAAUGAAGAAACGAAAUGGAAAAAUGUCUCACCUCUGAGGCAAACCCAUCUUGAGCAACCACUAUUCAACCACACAGCAGCUAUCUUCACCUUUCGGAGGAGGUGUUUAUAGGAUUUCUUCGGCCAGGUUAAUCGUCCUGGGGUUCUGUCGGCGGUGAUUGACGGCGUAGCUGGAGUGUUGGGCGGCGAGAAACACCUUCGUGCGUCGUUUGAAGUGGAAGGAUAGAUCUCGGUAAGUACUCAUAUAGUUUUCCUUCUACGAUGAUUGUGAUUUGAAGAUGAUGCGGAUUGUAAUGGGAACUCCAGCAACGGUCGGGGAAGAUCCUUUUCACAGAGGAUUUGGAAUGCGCUGGAGACCAUUUCAGGAUUUCAUCUGCAUUAGUAGGAGAUUUUAUUCAUACUGGGAGCGCGUGAUUGCUGGACAUGAGGUUUUGGCUGUGGACCCCAAUGGAAAUACUAGGCAAUUGAAAGUAGGAUUUAAACAAGGCAGGCCUGCAUUUACUAGUGGAGUCCAUGACUUGGUUGCAUUUUACUCAUUGAAUGAAAUAUCAUUGCUGAACUUUGAGUAUAUUGAACCACUGACUUUUAACAUCCGCAUUUUUCCUAAUGAUGGGCCUGAGAUUCAAUACCCACAAAAUGAGAAUGGCCCUGAGGUAAUCAACAUUGACUCUGAUUCAGAAUCUGAGUCUGCUGAGGAUCAUGACAUUGACUUUGAACCAAACAUUCACUGGGAGAAGGUUGUAACUGACAAGUUUGUUAGAGGUAGAGCACCUUUGAAUUUACCAGCCAGGGUGGUACAGAAAGUCCUGCUUCAUGGAAUGACAACUUUAAAUGUCAGGGUGUUGAAUUCAAACUUAGCUGCAGAUUGUAAAAUUACAAGAGCUGAAAGAAACAAUAAUGAAGCUCAUUUAAUUAUGGGAUGGUACGGGUUGUGCAAGGAGCUCAAACUCUCUCAUGGAAACAAGCUACUCUUGACUUUUCUCCCAAAUGAACUUCAACUUCUCAUGCGUGUUGUGCGCAACAAUUAGCACUCGUUUAGACUUUUAUUAUGAUCUAUGUUCUAUGUUUAAGAAGCAAAACUUUACUACCAUGUUCUAUGUGACUUUGCAAUUUAUGUUCUUGUUGUUUGGUUCAAAUACCACCUAGUACUUAUCACUUUCAUGGUUUGGGUCCUGUUAUGGCCAAUCUUUGUAUCAGAUAUUGUUUUCACUAUUUCAACUUAACUGUGUCCAUUACAUUCACUCACUCAAUGGUACAUCUAACAUAACCACAAUGCUGCUCAAAAUCCAUGAAUAAUGUUGGUACCUAAUGUUGGGGUUUACAACAACCAAAUCUUGUUCACAAUAACAAGAUUUGAC